This is a messenger RNA of Arabidopsis lyrata subsp. lyrata, 2173 nucleotides long. RefSeq names its product polygalacturonase. NCBI's taxonomy places the organism in Eukaryota, Viridiplantae, Streptophyta, Magnoliopsida, Brassicales, Brassicaceae. Gene Ontology annotation, molecular function: polygalacturonase activity. The coding region runs from base 586 to 1770 and encodes 394 amino acids. The transcript has 4 exons. Gene Ontology annotation, biological process: carbohydrate metabolic process. The record is from RefSeq and is a predicted model, not a curated record.
UUGGGGUCAACAUCUAGUUAAUCACAUGUCAUGUGAUAUAUUCUAUGUGUAUGAUCUCGUCAUGUACACAUAUAUUUAUCACUUUUUACUUUCAUUUUAAAACAUAUUUUACAAUCCACUAACGGUAUCAUGACCGUUUAUACAAAAAAGGCUUAUAGAUAUGGCUAAUUAACUACAUUGGCCGUGACUUGUAUUGUAUACAAUCGAACGAUUGCAAGAUUGCUCAAGCCCACGAACCGUUGAGUAAAUUUUGGACGUACUUAUUGUUGUUCACCCAAAAAGAAAAUAAAUUUAUACCAAGAAUAAUACUUAUAUACAAAUAUAUGAUAAAUAUGUGCAAAAAUGUUAUCGUUGAUACAACGACCGUUGCUCCUAAAAAUUCGAUAUCAACCAUGUGUGAACCUAAUGAUUGGAAAUGUAAACUCUUUUAUCAAUCAUAAAAAGAAUUCUUAUCAUAUAGAUCGCACAUGUACUUAAUUGUACCAUAGACUCCAAUAACUAACCAAUCAUGCUAUCUCUAUAUAUAUACCAUGCAUGAUGCAUCAAAAUCAAUCCAAAUACAAACUCAAAACUCACAUAUAAGAAAUGACAAAACCAGCUAUAACAUUUCCCCUUCUCUUCACACUUCUCACCUUCAUCGAUGUCUCGAGCACCGCCUCCAACGUUUUCAACGUCGUUAGCUUCGGGGCCAAACCGGACGGAGUCACCGAUUCUACCGCAGCAUUCCUCAAGGCAUGGCAACGGGCUUGUGGCUCGGCAUCUUCAGCCACGGUGGUGGUUCCCAACGGGACAUUUCUAUUGAAGGUAAUAACGUUUGGAGGGCCAUGCAAGAGCAAAAUCACAUUUCAAGUGACCGGAACCGUCGUUGCUCCGGAAGAUUACAGGACCUUUGGCAAUUCCGGUUACUGGAUUCUCUUCAACAAGGUUAACAGAUUCUCACUGGUCGGUGGGACUUUCGACGCUCGAGCUAAUGGGUUCUGGUCUUGCCGGAAAUCUGGUCAGAAUUGUCCUCCCGGUGUUAGGUCAAUAUCGUUCAACUCGGCAAAAGACGUGAUCAUAAGUGGAGUGAAAUCGAUGAACAGCCAGGUCAGCCAUAUGACCCUCAACGGUUGCACCAAUGUAGUCGUCCGUAACGUCAAGCUAGUGGCUCCCGGAAACAGCCCAAACACCGACGGUUUCCACGUCCAGCUCUCCACCGGAGUCACAUUCACCGGAAGCACCGUUCAGACCGGAGACGAUUGUGUAGCUAUCGGCCCUGGUACCCGCAACUUCCUCAUCACCAAACUUGCUUGUGGCCCAGGUCACGGGGUUAGCAUUGGGAGCUUGGCGAAGGAACUGAACGAAGACGGAGUAGAGAACGUGACAGUAUCGAGUUCGGUAUUCACCGGAUCACAAAACGGCGUGAGAAUAAAGUCAUGGGCGAGGCCGAGCACCGGAUUCGUUAGAAACGUCUUCUUCCAAGACCUAGUCAUGAAGAACGUCGAAAACCCAAUCAUAAUCGACCAAAACUAUUGUCCUACUCACGAAGGUUGCCCUAAUGAGUAUUCUGGGGUGAAGAUAAGCCAAGUGACAUAUAAGAACAUACAAGGAACGUCGGCGACACAGGAAGCAAUGAAGCUGGUGUGUAGCAAGAGCAGUCCAUGCACAGGAAUCACAUUACAGGACAUUAAGCUUAUUUACAACAAAGGAACUCCUGCUACGUCCUUGUGUUUCAAUGCUGUUGGGAAAAGUCUUGGUGUUAUUCAACCUACUAGUUGUCUAAACCGAUGAUAUCAUUAAUAUCUUGAUGUAAAUUUAUUUGUUGUAAGAUGAAAUGGUAAAUUGUUAUUAGGGGAUUUGACCUUGCAUCUUUUAAUUGUAAUGUUACCGUGACGAUUAUAAGAUUAAUUAGAACGGUGAUCCAAAUAAUUUUGGGAUAUCAACCGGUUUGAGAGUACCAAAGGUUCUUGUUUCUGUAUCAAAUUGAUCACCUUUAAAAAAAAAAUUCUCUGUAACACACAAAUUAUUUAAUUUUUUUUUUCAUUAAUAAAAUACUGUUUUUAAUAACUAAGAAAAUGGAAGACUUUGGUCAUAACAACAUUGUACUUCUUUGUAUUUUUUUUUUCUUUGGUCAGCAGAGAGCUUGUUUUAAAAGCAAAAUAUAAGACAAAUCUAGAAGAAAUUGAAUAAAAAG